CGGUGGUUGAUCCUAAAAACAAGUCACCGGAAGGGCCGAGAAGUUCCGAUGUUCCUAUGGGUGGAAACAACAAAGCUAGUCAACCGGAAUCUCCGAGAGCAGAGGAGCCGAAGGCUACGGGUGGCGUAUCUGGCCCGGUAGCUGACGCUACAAACAAGUCACCGGAAGUGCCGAGAAGUUCCGACUGUUCCUACGGGCGGAAACAACAAAGCUAGUCAGCCGGAAUCUCCGAGAGCAGAGCAGCCGAAGGCUACGGGCGGCGGAUCUGGUCCGGCAGCUGAUGCUACAAACAAGUCGCCGGAACUGCCGAGAAGUUCCGACGUUCCUACGGGCGGAAACAACAAAGCUAGUCAGCCGGAAUCUCCGAGAGCAGAACAGCCGAAACCACAAUUGCAACCUUUGAUUGAUGCCGGGGGAAAGGGCGAAACAGCAAGAGAUGUGGACGCGGCAAAGCUGACGACUGGCGGUGGCGAAUCUGGUCGUGGAGGAGAGACAUUAAACAAGCCCCAGGAAGUACCGAGAAAUGUCGAUGUUCCUGCCGGCGGGAACAAAGCUGCCCAGCCUGAGGCUCCAAGAGCAGAAGAGCCUAAAGCACAAGUGCCAGGAAAGGCCAGUGGCAGCUCUGAGGUGCCUAGGGCGGAACAGCAUAACCCACCUGCGGUCGUGAAGCCAACGACCAACAAGAACAGUGAAGGCAGAGAACAAAGCCAACCUGAAAUUCCGAGAACUGAGGUUCCGAAGCCACCUACUCCAUCCAGCGCAGCUAAGGACGACAGAGGAGAGGCUACACCAAGUAAAGCUCAAGAAACUCCUCGCACGGAAGAGUUCAAGAGUAAGACUGUCGUUGACAAAAAAGGUGACCCGCCGGUAGCGGUCACUGUAACUAAGGAUUCAACGACGAAGGUGGUUGUUCAAGACAAGAAAGAAGCCAAAGAGGACAUGAAGCCAGGUCCGACAAAAAUGGUCGAGACAACCGAAUCCGAAACACACAUUUCAAUUGACGACCACAAACCCGAGAAGAAACCCACGGCUGUGGUUGUUCAAGAGGAUAGACCACAUGGAGGCAAAAAGGACACAGACAAAGAAACAGUGUUAGUCAUUAAAAACAUCACAGUUCAAGUGGAACCAGAGGCAGAUAAGCCGGACUCCAAGCCAGAUAAAAUUGUUCCAGUUGUGCCACCAACGGAGUCAGUAGUGUACCCACCGCCUCCAAUAAUAAAUCCACCAUACCCUCCAUAUCAACAACCUCCGGCUUAUCAACCUUAUCAGCCCUAUCAGGCGCCCCCGUAUCAUCAACCUGGUGGAACGGUCGUAUAUAUACCACAACGUGUUUAUCAGCCUGACCCUCAAAUGAACUACGUGCCUGGCACUCUGUUACCUUACCAAGGCCAGCAGAUGCGCCCCACAUACCAGCCGGUCCAGUAUCACCAGCCUUAUGCCGGUUACCAGCAAACUGCUUAUCAUCCAGUCUACCAACCGACAUAUCACCCAGUAAACGGUCCUGCCUAUCCGCAAGCCCAACAUACAGCUUACAAUCCUGCGUACAUGCCAAGCUACCGGCCACAGCAACAGGUAAUCUACGUUCCACAAUACCAACCUCCACGUGGAAAUCCUUCAGGGCACUACAUUCCAAACCAAGCCAACCACCACACAGUCUAUACUCCUACGUACAUACGCCAGCACAAUCCUGCCCCAAUGGCAGUUUACCAGGCAGGAUAUCCUCCUCCGGCUAACAUCCGUUACGCCGCACCCAUUUACCAGAACUAUCCGCACUAUUCUCCAGCCGUGAAACCAGUGUACCCCGCACAACGACAGCGUGUGGUAAACUUGAGGCACAAACGGCCUGUCGUUAAGCGACCCGGUCAUCGAACUGUCUCUCACGGAGGCUACAGGCGCAAUGUCAACGAGCAAAAUCAUGCUUCUCAACUACACUUCCCACCAGUGAUUGCUCACAAAGAGAAUGCAGCCGUGCCCAACCGCGCUCCCGCACCGAUGACAAGUCCCGCAGCCCAUCCAGUGGCACCGGGCCUUUUCCAGAACCACAGAUCACACAAAGCAGGUGAAAAUCCACACUACAAAGCCAGUCACCCGCCGAAGAAGAUGAGUUGGAAGGGACCAACCUACAAUGAACCAUCUAUUCCUGUGGCCUACAGGAGAUCGGUCCUUGAUGAUGAAACUCCUGCUGGAGAAGAUAUGGAAAUGCUGGAAAUCUAUGAAGAUGUCGAUGCGUAGGUGGGUCACCCAAUCGACACGGACAACGAGCUCGUCUAACUUUUGGGAUGUUUGUGUAGCCUUCCACGUGUACAAGCUGUUUCCUCGCCGUAAACAUAAGUAACAACUCGUCCAUGUAUUUAAACCUUAGAUAUAUCGGUAACGACUUAGAGAGUGCUACGUAAAACGCAUGAAAUCCUUAUUGCUUUUCGCGUAUAGUCUUUGACCUUCACUUCUUUUAGAUAUCCCUAACAUUACGCGAAGCGAAUUCAUUUGGCGCUCACUACGGUGGCCAGUGCGUAGGAUGCUCUUUCACCACACAUCCCUCCAGCGUUAUAUUCGCUUUUGAGUAUUCGUUGUAAUAUAAACGUAUCUUUUUCAUGGUACAGUUUGUAACCUUCGCACUGCACUGGCAGAUUAUGACAACAUGUAUAUUCUUGUUUAAUAAACGAUUAUU
Molecule: messenger RNA, 2668 nt
Organism: Dermacentor silvarum
Lineage: Eukaryota; Metazoa; Arthropoda; Arachnida; Ixodida; Ixodidae
Exons: 4
Coding region: 940-2232 (430 amino acids)
Source: RefSeq, a predicted model, not a curated record